Molecule: messenger RNA, 1580 nt
Organism: Rana temporaria (common frog)
Lineage: Eukaryota; Metazoa; Chordata; Amphibia; Anura; Ranidae
Gene: HSD3B7
Product: hydroxy-delta-5-steroid dehydrogenase, 3 beta- and steroid delta-isomerase 7
Exons: 7
Coding region: 86-1192 (368 amino acids)
Biological process (GO): steroid biosynthetic process
Molecular function (GO): 3-beta-hydroxy-Delta5-steroid dehydrogenase (NAD+) activity
Source: RefSeq, a predicted model, not a curated record
CCUUCCUCUCCCUCCCCCUCCUCCUCCUGUACGAUGCUCUCCCGGCUCAGCGAACUUUGUGUAGUCAGCGCUUGGCAACCUCAAGAUGGCACUGGAGGAAGGCCAGGUGUACGUGGUGACCGGAGGAUGCGGCUUUCUUGGCUCUCACCUGGUUCGAAUGUUGGUAGAACGAGGCAAUAACUUGUCUGAGAUCCGAGUCUUCGACCUACACAUGGAUGAGACCCUCGGGACCCUCGGCAAUGACAGAGUAAAGGUCAAGCUCGUCCGUGGCGAUAUCUCUUCAUACGAUGACGUCCGAGGGGUCCUGAGUGGAAGCCAUCUGGUCAUACAUACAGCUAGCCUGGUGGAUGUCUGGGGACGGGUACCCCCAAGUAAAAUCACUGAAGUCAAUGUCACAGGAACGGAGAAUGUCCUGAGAGCGUGUGAGGAGGAAGGCAUCCAAUAUCUGGUCUACACCAGCAGUAUGGAGGUUGUGGGUCCAAAUAUCCAUGGAGAUCCCUUCUUCAGGGGUAACGAGGAGACGGAAUACACCGUAUAUCACAACCAGGCUUAUCCACUCAGCAAAUCCAAAGCUGAGAAGAUCGUACUGGAGGCCAAUGGAAGGAAGGUGAAGGACGGGAAAACGCUUCAUACCUGUUCCCUGAGGCCCACAGGAAUAUACGGCGAGGGCCACGCGCUAAUGAAGGAGUUCUAUGAGCAGGGGCUGCGGAUGGGACGGCGUGUGUUCAGAGUCAUCCCCACCGCCACAGAACACGGCAGAGUUUACGUAGGUAACGUGGCAUGGAUGCAUCUCCUCGCCGCCCGCCAGCUGCAGGAACGGCCGUCCGCCUUGGGUGGCCAAGUCUACUUCUGCUACGACGACUCGCCUUACAAGAGCUACAUGGACUUCAACAUGGAGUUCUUGACCUCCUGCAGCUUUCGCAUGAUCGGCAGCCGCCCGCUGAUCCCUUACUUCCUGCUCUACAUGAUCGCCCUCCUUAAUGUCGCCUUGCAAUGGCUCCUUCACCCGUUCUGCGUCUACGCCCCCAUCCUCAACCCGUACACCCUGUCCGUGGCGAGCACCACCUUCACCGUGCAGACCGACAAGGCCGAGCGCCACUUCGGCUACCGGCCUCUCUUCAGUUGGGAGGAGAGCAAGCAGCACACCAUAGAGUGGGUGAAGGGCUUCGAGCAGAACGGCAAAGAUCGGUGAUGUGGGAUCUCAGAAAGGGAAUGUAGACGUUCCUUCCAACGUGGGAAGGAGAAGGAAGCGUUGAGAUGAUUGUGGAGGGAGAACAAUGCAAGACUUUCCAAAUUCACUUUAAUCAUCCCGAAAUUCAUUCCGUUACAUCGCAACUCUAUCACAUGAGCAGAUCGCCACGUCCGCCACGCCCGCCACGUCCGCCACGCCCGCCACUUCCCCCUUCCUCGCUAUCAAGUCUACAGAUUGUAUUUCUUUUUUUAAGGUCAAGGAUAUCUAAUAUGUCAAGUGUUAUAGUCCUGAGUGAAACGAGGUGGGAACCGUAUUUUCGUUGUCAUGCCGCGUACACACGAUCGGAUUUUCCGUCGGAAAAACCUUGGAUGGUUUUUCCGUCGGAAUU